AUGCCCUUUUCCGGAGCUCCCUUCGAUCCCGUACCUCAACACCUUACUAUUUGGGAAUGGUUGUUUGAGGACCAUCGCCGAGAUGUCCGAACCAACGCAUUCACAGACGCUUUGUCAACCGAGCGGGUGACUUUCGAAACCCUGAAGACAUACGCGACGAGUGCUUCCAUUUCGCUGGCUCUUGAUCACGCUCUAAAGGCCAAAGAAAAGGUGGCGAUUGUCUGCCGUUCCUCAGUAUGGUACCCUGUGGCUGUGUUCGCAGCUAUUCGCUUGGGUGCGGUGGUGGUUCCGUUACCGCAUGAAGCCAAACCCCCGGAUUACGAGUACUUCCUCAAGACCUGCGGUGCAAAGCUUGUCUUCGUUGACGAGUCAACGGUAGACCUUGUGCGGCCUGCUUGCGCCAGGCUGAACCUUGGUCCAGAGAGCAUCAUGUCUGUUGAUGGCAGCGUCAAGGGAUUGAAGUCACUUCAAACCUUGAUUGGUGAUGGCGGUUCACUUGGUAGACAAGAAGAGGUCUCAUACUGGCAACUAUCCUCGACUCAGACGAAUGACAAGACUUGUGCGUAUCUAGCAUUCAGCUCUGGUACAACUGGUCUGCCAAAGGCUGUCAUGAUAUCCCACGCAAACGUGAUCUCUCAGUGUCUACAGAUGCAGAUCAUGGAACUUGGUACAGGAGUGCCACUUCUUGCACCACUUCCGUUUUAUCACAUCACCGGCUUGGCACAGUUUCUACAUCUUCCAAUACUGUUUGACCAAGAGACCAUUCUCUUGAGCAAGUUCAACAUGGAGGCCAUGAUGAGUGCCAUCACACGUUACAAAUGCGGAGAGCUAUGGCUGGUUCCUCCUAUCCUCAUUCGAAUGGUCAACGAGAAUGUCGCUCAGAAGUACGACCUUUCUUGUGUCAAGCAGUUCAACACUGGUGCUGCACCACUCUCUCCUCAGGUCAUUGAGAAGUUGUCAAAGGACUUCCCGAACGUCAGGCUGAGACAGGGAUGGGGUAUGACCGAGAGUUGCAGUUGCAUAACCACUACUCCCAAGGACCUUCAAACCUACGAGAAUGCACACAAAAUUUGGGCUCGUGGGCCGCAAGUAACCAUGGGAUAUCUCAACAACGAGAAAGCCACAAGAGACACCUUUGACCAAGACGGCUAUCUCCACACAGGAGACCUUGGAAUGAUGGGCCGGGACGGCUUCAUCACUAUUCAUGACCGAAUCAAGGAGAUGAUCAAGGUCAAGGGUCAUGGAGUUGCCCCCGCGGAAUUGGAGGAUACCUUACACGGCCAUGCAAAGGUUGCAGAUGUUGCGGUCAUCGGGAUUCCGGAUGAAUAUUCCGGAGAGGUGCCCAAGGCCUUUGUAGUACUGAAGCCGGACGUGAGCAAGAGUCAAGAGACGAUCGAGGAGUUACAAAAGCACGUCGAAGAAGCGAAAGCUAGAUACAUGUGGCUUCGUGGUGGCAUCGAGUUCAUAGACGAGAUCCCGAAGAGUGCCUCGGGAAAGAUUCUCAGACGCGCACUGAGAGAGUCCGAGAAGAAGAAAGCGGCCCAAAGAGGAGGAAAGGCACGUCUGUGA
This is a messenger RNA of Colletotrichum karsti, 1569 nucleotides long. Its product is annotated as 4-coumarate- ligase. The coding region runs from base 1 to 1569 and encodes 522 amino acids. The transcript has 7 exons. Lineage: Eukaryota; Fungi; Ascomycota; Sordariomycetes; Glomerellales; Glomerellaceae. The record is from RefSeq and is a predicted model, not a curated record. Gene Ontology annotation, molecular function: CoA-ligase activity. Gene Ontology annotation, biological process: secondary metabolic process.